Messenger RNA from Centropristis striata (black sea bass), 1397 nucleotides. It is a transcript of the gene neurod6a, whose product is annotated as neuronal differentiation 6a. Bases 205 to 1098 code for a protein of 297 amino acids. NCBI's taxonomy places the organism in Eukaryota, Metazoa, Chordata, Actinopteri, Perciformes, Serranidae. Gene Ontology annotation, molecular function: protein dimerization activity. The transcript has 2 exons. The record is from RefSeq and is a predicted model, not a curated record.
AAGGACUGGUAUUUGCCUGUGUGAGUGUCUGGAAGCUUCAGGAAGAUGCUCUCUGGAAUUUAACUCUAAAACUGGGUGAGAAGCUCAUCACUCCACUGGCGGAAGGACAUUUACAUUAAAUGGACCAUAAUCUGUCACUAUUGCACAAACUUGACUGGACUUGAAGACUGAGGUGGGCUGCUUACGUUCAAAAUAGACGAUAACAUGCUGACUUUGCCUUUUGACGAGCCGAACUCCAACCAGACCAGCAGAACCUUCAGGACCAGCUGGGCCACCAACCAGCUGGUCAAAACGGUGAAGCCGGAGCCAGGCGGGGACACGACUGACACGACGCAUGAGGAGAGGGAUGGUGCAGACAAUGAGGAGGAGGAUGGAGUGGGAGGGGUGCCACUGAGACGAAGAGCCUCUCAUAAAUCGAAGCUGAGCCAGGACCGGCUGGACCGCGUUCGAGUGCGGCGCAUCGAGGCCAACACGCGGGAACGCAACCGGAUGCACGGUCUGAACAACGCGCUGGACAGCCUGAGGAAGGUGGUGCCCUGCUACUCCAAGACGCAGAAGCUGUCCAAGAUAGAGACGCUGCGCCUGGCCAGGAACUACAUCUGGGCCCUCGGGGAGAUCCUGAGCUCCGGCAGACGGCCGGACCUCCUCACGUUUGUCCAGACUCUCUGCAAGGGGCUCUCCCAGCCCACCACCAACCUGGUGGCCAGCUGUCUGCAGCUCAACGCCCGCAGCUUCGUCUCGGAGCCGGGCGGGGACUCGUUCCCCCUCUACCCGGCCUACCACCACCACGGAGCGGAGGGGCUGGGCUCCAGCAGCAGGUCCCUGCGGCCCUUCGGCUCCUUCUGCGGCCCCUACGAGGCUCUGCAGGACAGUCCCUCUCCACAGAGCCCCGGCCCGCUAGAGGCGAGGGGCUUGAGCCCACCAAUCAACUUUAACGGGAUUUUCUCCCUGAAACACGAGGACCCGGGGGACUACCGGAGCUGCCACCGCGGUCUCUGCUACCAGGGAGCCUCGGCACACCUCGGGCCCUACGACAUCCACCUCCGGGGCCAGUUCUACCAGGUGCAGGAGGAAUUAAACAAACCUUUCCAUAAUUGAUGCAGCCUAGUCUUUUAUAUGUGUGUGAUUGUGUGUGUGUGUUCUCGUACUUCCUACAUAGUGAGGACCAGAACACGUUUUUAACCAACAGAGUGAGGACAAUAAAUACUAAACUAAAACUAGCAAACUCACUCUAAAAACUCAUUAAAACUAACUGAAUUUGAAAACAAAAAUUCACAACAAUAUUAGAACUAAAACUAAUGAAAAAUCCCAAACUAUUAUAACCUUGCAAGGGAAUUCACUGUUCCAAUGAGGGUCCUCACAAAGAUAGAAGUACAAGAAUGUGUGUGUGUGUGUAU